Messenger RNA from Musa acuminata subsp. malaccensis (wild Malaysian banana), 2801 nucleotides. Its product is annotated as two-component response regulator ORR24. NCBI's taxonomy places the organism in Eukaryota, Viridiplantae, Streptophyta, Magnoliopsida, Zingiberales, Musaceae. Gene Ontology annotation, biological process: cytokinin-activated signaling pathway; phosphorelay signal transduction system. The record is from RefSeq and is a predicted model, not a curated record. Gene Ontology annotation, molecular function: DNA-binding transcription factor activity; DNA binding.
AAGGCCUAAACCUAAACCCCAUGGAUCGGGUCCUCCCUUUGCUCCUUCUGCAAUAGCUCCCUGGAUUUCCAGCUUUCCGAGAUUUUACCGAUGGCUAUCGCCUGUGCUCAUUGAUGGCAAAGUGGAAAUAACGCAAAAAGGAGGCUGAAAAGGAGGAAGAGAGGAAAGUUUCCAUUUUGAUGGGGUGCAUGAAUUGAGGCCUCACGGCUCACACCCUUCUCCUUCAUCCAAUUCCCACCCCCAAUCCCAGCCUCUGUUAUUGCUUCUUGCCCUAUUUGACCUCCGCUCCUCAUUUAUAUUCUCCCUUCUUCCAGCCUUCAUCCCCGCCCCCCCUCUCUCUCUCUCUGUCGCUAUUCCGUCCAAAGUUUUCAUCUUUGUAUCUGUUUCAUCCAAAGUUUACAUCUUGGCCUCUCCCUGCACCGUGGUGUUCGCUUUUCGACCCUCUCCGGGUUCUUUGGCCGUCCCCCGCAAGUUCUCCGACAAGCUUUGGUCGUCUUGGUAUGCUUUGACUUGUUGCGGGGUGGUAGAGGUUUGCUUCGAGACCAUGACGGUGGAGGAGAGGAAGGGGAGCAGAGACCAGUUCCCGGUGGGCAUGCGUGUUCUUGCGGUGGAUGAUGAUCCCAUCUGUCUCAAGUUGUUGGAGGCCCUGCUCGUCCGUUGCCAGUACAGUGUUACGACCACUGAUAAAGCAAUCACAGCACUGAAGCUGUUAAGAGAGAACAAAGACAAAUUUGAUCUGGUUAUCAGCGACGUUCACAUGCCGGAUAUGGAUGGCUUCAAGCUCUUAGAGCUCAUAGGCCUCGAGAUGGACCUGCCGGUUAUUAUGUUGUCUGCAAAUGGUGAAACCCAAACUGUGAUGAAGGGAAUCACUCAUGGUGCUUGUGACUACCUGCUGAAGCCUGUGCGGAUCGAGGAGCUGAGGAACAUAUGGCAGCAUGUCAUCAGGAGGAGGAAGUUUGAAAGAAGAUGCGACAAUGAUCCCGACAGUAGGGAAGAUGGUCAAAAGGCUCAUAUUGGAAGUUCUGAAGAUGGUCAGGGGGUCGCUGAUCAUAAUGGACAAAGUAACAAGAAGAGGAAGGAUCAGAUUGAAUUCGACGAAGACGAUAGUGAAGACAACAUGCAAGAGAACGAAGACCCAUCUACCCAGAAGAAGCCUAGGGUUGUUUGGACUGUUGAGCUGCACAGGAAAUUUGUUGCUGCUGUCAACCAACUGGGCAUCGACAAGGCUGUGCCUAAGAAAAUACUUGAUCUUAUGAAUGUUGAAAAGCUGACAAGGGAGAAUGUUGCAAGCCAUCUACAGAAGUACAGACUCUAUCUGAAAAGGCUCAGUGCAGUGGCAGGCCACCAAGCUAGCUUGGUUGCAGCUGUUGGAGGUAGAAACCCUUCCUAUCUUCAUAUGUCUUCUUUAAGUGGUCUCAGAAAUUACUCUACGCUGGGUGGAUCAAGACAACUGCCGACCCUCGGAUCUCUUCAACUGAAUGGGCUCGGUAGAAUAAAUGGUCCAUCGACACUUGGAAUGCAUGGCCUGCUGCCUUCUCAGACAGUUCAGCUUGUUGGUUUGCACAAAAAUGCAAGCAAUCCAUGUGACGAUAUAGGGAAGAUCCAAAGGAUCGCUUUACCUGGAAAUCAUCAAGUGAAUUUGCAUCAGGGGAUGCCCAGGAAUUCAGAGUUAGAGCAAUUUCAACAACCUUUGUUAAUGCAGGAAUCAAAAGACCAUUUGCCUGCGAGCUUAUAUGGCAGUGGGCUUGCAUCUGGUCCUUGCAGUGGUUCUUUUCCUAAUGUUCCUGACAACGCUCUGUUACUGCAAGAAAAUAAGCAGCGCAAUCAACCUGGAGGAUUAGGCAAACCUUCAUCAGUUAGAAUGUCUUCCUCAAGCUCAGAGCUUUAUAAGAUUGAUCUUCCAGAUGUUUCACAGUUUCCUAAUAUCACUGAUAGAUGCAAUGACUCAUGGCAGGGUGCUGUUGGAUCAACCGACUAUUCUGCCAAUACACUGCAUAUCUCUCUUAGUCAUAAUGAUUUUUCUCCUGGUAAUAUUGGAGGAAAAUUUUCUUCAAUGAAUUCACAUGCAGCCACCAAAGCUCUUGAUGAAUCUCCAAGAGUUGCAGCUGGUAGUGGUGGACAAAACCGAGUUCGUCCACUUAAUGAGAACACAAUAGCUAUGCCUGCAGGUGUUAACAAGGAUCCCAAGUUCUCAAACUUCAAUGUAAUAGGCAACUCUGGACAGAAAUGGGAUUAUACCUUUAAUUCAAAUGUCAUUUCAAGUACUUCAUCAAAUUCUUUGUUGCCCAAUCUUCGGAUUACUGAUGCAGCUACUCAGUGUCAGACACCAGGAAGUGUCUUUUCCAACAAAAGGUUGGAUGUUGAUGCAAUAGGCCAAGUACAUUUUGGUCCUCCGCUGGUCACACAGAAUUGCAUCAUUGAUAAGUCAACUGGUGAUAGUCAGCUGAACUUUAGGAGUGAAUAUGCACUGGAGACGGCGAGUCUGCCGAGUGGUCUAAAUUCUGACGGUUGCAGUUUCGAUGAUCUUGUGAAUGCUAUGAUUAAGACAGAGCAUGAGGAGGUUGCUUUCACCGACAUGGACUUGGGGUGUGAUGCCUACUCUUUAGGCACUUGCAUGUGAAAAUUUGGGCAAACUGGCUUCAUCGGUCGGACUCAAAAUUAGCAUUAUAAUGCUUUACGCCCUCGACCUUGUUUGUUUUUGCUAGAAUGAUGAACAAGAGUGUAGACUAGGAAUGGUGGAAUGGGUGAUUUAUCAUGUAGAAUUUUGCACUAUACAAAGCUUUAUUCUGGCUUUGGCUUCA